This is a messenger RNA of Caenorhabditis bovis, 1386 nucleotides long. The record is from the annotation of a GenBank genome assembly. NCBI's taxonomy places the organism in Eukaryota, Metazoa, Nematoda, Chromadorea, Rhabditida, Rhabditidae.
AUGGAUUGUUGGGAGAGUAGCUCGGUUGAGCUUUUCACACGAAAACUGGUGACAAUUCGAAAUUCGAGCAUCGUUUAUCGGCCGGAAACUCUUGAACAAGGCAAACUCGAAUUAGUUUUCUUCAGCUUAAAAGUCGCCAAAAAUUGGAAAAUUGAACUCGCCAGAAUUCAAUUGCAAAAUUUCGUGAUACCACAUUUCAAUAAGGAGAAAUUUGACGGAUUCCUUCUUCAAAUUAUUCGUGAGACAUCAUCGACCGGUAUACCGCUAAUAUUGCGCGAUGGAAUUGAAACGACCACAGCAAUCUACAAUGUCGCCGAAUCGAUUCCAGAAUAUCGAUUUAAAUGUCACGAGCCUCCGCCACCGAAAAACGAGCCGAUUCGAAUGAAAGACGGCAUUUGCAAAUGGACGAGAAAAAAUUCGAUGGAAUGGGAGCGCCAGCGAAUUGAGAAUUGUUCGGCCGUCGAGAAUGCGAUCAUCGUUUUGGAUUGUUGGAAACGCGACGAGACACUGAAAUUCGUCAAAAAUUUGCGAAUCAUCCGCAAUUGUGGAAUUCUCAUUCGAGCGCACGAGGAUAUCGAUGAAUUGGACUUUGAAAAUAUUAUUGAGGCGAGCAAAUCGUUUUUCGAUUUUGCUGGAACAUUUUUGACAAAAAUCGAAUUUGCACAAAAGGCGAAAUUGAAGAUUUUCGAGAAUAUUCAAAUGCGGAUUCCAAAACAAAGGAUUAAAAAUGAAAGUGUGGAAUAUUUGAAGGGUCUCGGCAACAAAAUCGAUAUUGAGCUAGUCGGAUUGACCGUUUCUGAUGUUCACGUCUACGAUUUGACCGAUAUCGAAUUGGAGCCGGAAAGUCGCGCUGUUUGCCGUGGGAUUUUCGAACAAUGGGCGCAAUACCAAAAAAUUUUAAUGGCGCAAGCGAUUUACACUGACGACAAUGGAAAAAUCGUCGGGCUCGCUCUGUGCCAAGUGCCCGUCGCUGAUUGCCCGCUGCUCGGCGUCGAAACGAGCAAUGUCUAUUUGCUGAUCGGCAUCCAAUUGAUCACCAACACGAUGCACUUGAAAGACGUCGAAUUUCAGUACGACGACACCAAAUUCCAGAUCACCAAUUCUUCCAAAUGGCCAAUUGGAGCGUUCGUCGAUCGUGGAAACCUCUUCUUCAAUCGGAUACUUGUGAAAGGAAAACAACGAUUCGAGGCGAAAUCGAGUUGUCACGAGAAGAUUUUGCAAAAAGAGCAAGCCGAAUCGAUACUGUUCGGCAACGGCUAUUACGUCUACAAAUUUGAGCCGAAUGAGCGCGGAUUUACGACGAUGGGCUGGAAAUCGAUGUACUUCCAACCGCGGACCCUCGGCAAAUUCAUUGUCGACGAAUCGCGACACCUCAAUCCGAUUUGA